This is a messenger RNA of Trematosphaeria pertusa, 1594 nucleotides long. RefSeq lists its product as uncharacterized. The record is from RefSeq and is a predicted model, not a curated record. The transcript is spliced from 4 exons. NCBI's taxonomy places the organism in Eukaryota, Fungi, Ascomycota, Dothideomycetes, Pleosporales, Trematosphaeriaceae. The coding region runs from base 324 to 1421 and encodes 365 amino acids.
CGCUCAGACAACCAAUCCCGAGACGCAGCCGCCAUUGGGGUGUAAACGGCAGCGCCUGCCAUCCAAUGCCUGAAAAGGCUCCACACGUUCGCAUGACCGACAAAGCCGACAUGAAGGACCUGGUCGGAGUCGGCGGUGUAUUAUCAGGAGGCUCUGCUUUGGGGGCCAGUAGAUUUGGGAAGGUGCCUUGGCUGAAGUGUUCGCAUAAAGCGCCUAGUCGUUCCACCUAGCCUUCCUGAAGAACAAACUAUCAUACACCUCUUUCGUCAUUUCCCUCGCAAAUUACCGAAGAUAUCGCCUCCCGCAGCGUUUCAAGAGUGAGCAUGGCCGAGUUUCGCGGAAGAAGCGAACAGCCUCAACAGAGCAAGGACAAUCAGCACCUAUCUGUCUCAGGUGGUGGUGCACACAGCGGCAACAGGAAUUCUCGCUCUGUCUCUCUCGCAUCUACUCGCACUGCUGUCGAGGAGAAUCCCGAUGUCGGAGGCAAACGAUCGGGACCCAAAAGGCGCCAAACUCAAGUGGCAGUAGUCCAUCUGACGUGGCGCGAUUGCCUAAAGGGCCUGCUUCUUGGUCCGAAGUGGUUGAAGCAGAAGUUAGCGGCCGAUGUUGAAUUGGCCGAGCUAGAGGAUGCAGGUCCAGGCGCGUUUGACAACAAGGACUGUCCCUUCAUCGUCACGGUCACUGCGUUCCCUUGCCGAGAUUCUGGCGCCGAGCGGCAGGAGGGACAGUGUUUGAUCGACACAGGCUGUCUCCAAGGAAAUAUCAUCUCGGCGAAAUUUGCGCGUAGCUUAGGCUUUUCGGAAUUCCAGCCAUUGAAGGGCCGGGAGCUGAACGGCGGAAAGGUGGCAACGGGCCAGAUCCACACCGUGUCCGGAGCGAUCCAUGUAUCCUGGCUGCACAGCACCAGCACCAAGGUGUUCCGGGAUAUGCGAUUCCUCGUAUCAGAGACCGCGGAUGUCGACCUUCUUAUUGGGGGACACUCCAUUUGGAGGCAUGGAAUCAUACCGCUACCGAACUUUGAGGUGGGCCACACGAACUUCAAAGGAAAGCCAGAUCCGAAGAGAGAGAAGCUCGCCGUAGUGGCAGCCGACUUGAGGACUACCCUCGAGGACCUCAACAAGGAUGACGCCGCCUAUAAAGGAAAGAAGAAGGAUCUCAAGAUCGCUGAGCUCAAACUGGCGUUGUACGAUGCAGGAGUGUCUUCGCGUACGAAACAGAGUGAAGAUGCAGAAACCGGUCUUAAAGACCAGAUCAAAGGCCUCGAGAAAAAGCUGAAGGAUCGCGGGGUCAGCCCCGACGAGAUCAAGAAUAUCAAGAACGGGAUCGUUGAGGAGACCAAUGAGCAGGCCAAUGGGCAGGCCAAUGGUCAUAGCAAGGAAGAGACCAAGGAAAAAACGGACGAGACGAAGAAGAAGCAGUGACGUAGCCACGCUAGCUGAGUAGAGGGUCCAAAUUGUCCGCACGGGUAUCCGCGUGGGUGGAGUUACUGGGUUUCCUAUUGCCGGCGCUUCUUUGUCCUGUUGUUGUCCGUUCUUUCGAAGUAUUGUCUCUGUCUAACAUGUAUCUCUCUUGGUUAGGUGGUUAGGUUCACUGG